This is a messenger RNA of Entrophospora sp. SA101, 5841 nucleotides long. The record is from the annotation of a GenBank genome assembly. NCBI's taxonomy places the organism in Eukaryota, Fungi, Glomeromycota, Glomeromycetes, Entrophosporales, Entrophosporaceae.
AUGGGAGAGGAACAAGCUAAGAACUUACUUAAAGAAAUGAUUUCCAACUUUAUCACCCAAGAUAAAAACUACCCGCAAGGCUUAAAUUUGAAUAAUAAAGCCAAAUUUAUCGGCUCCGUUUUCGGCAGUAGGUUAGAAGCCGGCAAAAAAGAAGAAGUGAUUAAAGAAACUCGCACGGUUUUAAAUGGUUUGGUAGAAGCCAAAGUGAACGAACAAGCCAGCAAAGAUUAUGACGAAACUAAUAAAAGGAGUAAAAACCCUAAUACGAUUAGAAAACUAGCCGGAUUAUAUAAAUUAACUGCUGCCAAAAUAGAUUAUCAAAAAAUGAAAAAUGAAGAAGGGAAAAUGAAUAAAAUCAAUAAUGAAAUUGGUGAAAAUUAUGUCCAAAGUCCCUCCAAAUUCUCUACUCUGUUGAACGUUUUUGCGACAGCAGAAAUAAUUGGCAAGUCAACCAAUAAAGAAAAACGGGAAGAAAUUGAAAAUAAUCCCCAAACAUUAGAGGGGUUAUCCCAGGAACUAGCCAACCAUUUAAUCAAUUAUAAAGGUAGCAGCGAAGCAACUGCUUAUUGUUUAAGACUAGCCGAUAUUUUAAACGAAAAUAUUAAAGAAUUUUUGACCGGGGAUGAGGAUAUUGCCAAAUCAGAGAAUUUAAAAAAACUAGCCAAUGAAGCCAUUGAGGAAAACGCAAUGGAUGGCUAUUAUAACUUGUUGAAAAGUUUCAGAAAAAGUUAUGACGAAUUAACAAAACUUAAAGGCAGUGAAGAUAAUGCUGAUAAUAUGGCAACUUUUUCAGAAAGAAUAAAAAAUUUAGAAAGUAGGGUUGAAAAACUGCUUGUUGUUUUAGAAACAGCCGAAAAGGAACUAGACCAAAUAGAAAAAACAAAUAAAAAAGACCUUGCUGAAAAACUCGGCGGACAAAAACCAACAAAAGGAAAUGGAAAUGGAACAGGUUCGGAUCCUUCCGGAACAGAAGAAAGAAAAGAAAUCAAACUCAAAAGGAUGGUAAAAUUCGCCCAUUUUGAAGAAAACGGGACUCUGUCAGACGAAGCAGAUAGAAUUUGGGUUUUUACUGGCUAUACUGAUCAUAAUUUUCCUCACAAAGCUCUCCAGCACUAUAAUCAAUUUGCCAUGGUGGAAAUUGAUAAUGUUGAAUAUAUGGUGCGUUGGCAUAAACAAUUUGCUAAUAGUUAUGUUUAUGAAGGAGACGAAAAGGUGUUUUCCCUCGAUGGUUUACCUGAGGCUUUUGCUCCUUUAAUCGGCAAAAAUGAAAGAAGAUACAUGGAACGCGUGGGAGAAGGCACUCGUUGCUUAUUAACUGAACUUGACUUAGGAAAGCCGCCAGUUAAAUCUAAAACUUCUUCAAAUGGGGGUUCAAACAACAGUAAUUCAAGUGGAGGUUCGGGCGACAAUGGAAAUUCAGAAAAUAAAGAUAUUCACUUACCAAAAGCAGAAGAAAAAGAGAUUGAUGAUGAAAACAAACCAAAGACCAAUUUAGUAAAGAACCCAAGUAAAACUUUGCUAAUUAAUUAUAAAGUUGUUAAUAUUUAUAAAUUGUCCGACAUGAAAAAAUUAGGAAAACAGUUGUUUCGCACCAAAACUUCUUCUGGUGCUACUAUUGGUGGGGGAUUAGGUGCUGCCGUAGUUGGACUUUUUGCUAUCCUUGGAGCACCCAUUACCUUGGGCGCAAUUGGUGCAAUAACUGGCGAAGAAGAAAAUUUAGCUAACCGCGGAGGAAUUGAAUUUGGAGUUGAUUCUGGCAAAGGUUUAACCGAUAAAUCUUACCAAGCAGAAUAUACUAUUGAUGAGGGAAAAAGCGGAGCCAAAGAACUCUGUGACCCAAGAACAAAAAAAUACGGAAGGUCUGCUAAUGGAAAAUUUAUUCUUAAUCCUGACCCUAAAAGUGUUUCGGCUAAUAUUGCUAAACAUUAUAAAGAAAAACAUUGCUACUUUAAUUUUCAAUCUUAUGGUGAUGAUUUUGCUCAAUAUUAUGGGAUAACUCCUCUUAAUAAUAAUCCUGCUAAAUACGGGAUUAAGUGGCAAGUUGACUUUACUCAUUAUGUUGUUGCUUAUAUUGGUGGUAAAUUAUUAUCCCAAUCAGCAAUUGCUACCGCCACAGCAUCCGGGCAGAAAGGCGUGGAUGCUGCCCAAGCUUAUGGCGAAAAAAUGGCAGCAAGAAAAUACAAAGACAGCGGAAGACUUUAUGUGAAUGCGGCUCAAGCUACUAUGGACGAAAGAGUAUCGUUAGCACAAACCACGGCAGGACUCCGAGCGGGUAGCCAAAUGACGCGUGCUGUUGGUCGUUCUUUCGCCGGAGCUACUCGCUUAUUUGGUGGCGGCAAAGGUUCUUAUACUUCCGGCAUUAAUGAAUUUAUUCAAAAUAAAGCUCAUUUUCCACCUUUACCCGAAAAAAAAGAUUUUGGCAAAUGUCAAGGCACCGGUAGACAAGUUUUUGCUAAUGCUCAUGCCUCUCCUAAUCCUUUAAUUGAUUAUAUGACUGGUAAUUCUGUUUUUAUUUACCAAAAGUGUUGCGGUAAACAACCACAUGAAAAAACUUGUAAAAGACCGCGUUUGACAUUAGAUGACUUUUUUAGUGGUUUUGAAUAUAACUCAACUAAUAAAAUUCCUUUGGGCAAUGGCAUAGGAAGUGCAGGAGCUUAUGUAAACACUGUUGCUGGUGGUGUUGCUAGGAACGGCAAACUGAUGGGACAAGAAUUAGAAUUUGGCAAAGGUGAUGAAAGUUAUAAUUACUUAAUUACUCGUUAUGCUUUAACUGAACCAAAUGCCGAAACUAUACAAGUUAAAAAAACAGAAUCAAACGUCAAUAUUCCUUCUUCCUCUGCUUCUCUCAAAGAAGAAUUAGGAGGAAUGACCGUUUCUUUGCCCCAAGUUCUUGGUCAAGGAGUAGUCAUGCCCGAAAGUAUCCAAAGUAUGUUAAACACUGACGAUGUUAAAGUUGAUUUGGAAACGCCCGAAAUGCCACAAAUGGAAGGUCUUAAAGAAGGUCAGCAACAGCAAGAACAAAUCUUCCAAAAUAUCGGCACCGGAGAACAAAAUCUCAACACCGAAAGAGGAGGAGUUCCAGCCGAGAAAACCAAAGACAAAGAGAAAAUUGGAGAAAAUGAAUACUGGCAAAAUUUAAUAGAAAAUAACCCUUUGUAUGCUCAAUUAUUUAUUGAAGAAGAAGUAGAUUUAGAUAAAUUGCCCACAGGAACACCAACUUCUCCGCCUCCUCCUGUUAAAGAAGAGUUAAGGAGUUUAAAAGAGAGCAAAGAUUUAGCCGAAUUACAACUCAAACAAGAAAAAGAACAAAAAGAAUUAGCAGAGCAACAAAAAAAAGCUGAUUUAGAACUAAAAGACAAAGAAAUCAAAGACUUAAAUGAAAAAAUUGACAAAGAAAGAGAAAAUUAUGCUAAAUUACAAUCUUUCAUUAAAACUUCCGGCACAGAAGCUGGCAAAUACAAGGCAAUAAUUGAAGCCAAUAACCAAAAAAUUAAGGAAUUAGGAAUAGCAGAAAAGCAAGCCAAAAGUGAUUUGGUUAAAAAGGAAGAAGAAAUUAACCUUCUGAGAAGCCAAAAAGACAAAGAAUUAUUAGUUAAACAGCAAAAAAUUGAGCUUUUGGAGUUAACUGGAAAAAAUUUAACUACUGACCAACAAUCUUUAAUUGACAAACACCAAAAAGACCUUAUUCAAUUACAAGAACUUCACCAAGAAGAAUUGGCAAAGAAAAAUCGCGUUUAUGAAUUUACUUGUGAAACAAUAAGCAAAGCAGACAAAGAAGUAAAGAAAAUUAUUGAAGUUUAUGAUAGAACUUUUGAGAUUGAAGAAGAAAUUAACGAAAACCCAAUAACUCCUUCUGAAAAAGCGGAAUGCAAAGGAACUGUCAAAGAAGUUUUUGUUAAAUCUACUAUUAAAGCCUUAAAAGAUAGUUAUUUGGAUUCUCACGAGCAAUUAAGAGAAUUACAAAAAUUUGUCAAUAAUAAAAAAAGUUUACUGGUAGAUAACCCUAAUUUAUUAAAAUAUUUAAAUGGUUGGGAGAAAUUAGAAGUUUUAGUUAGCAAAAAAGACACUUUAAAGCACACAAUUCAAAGCCGAUUAGAUGAAUUUGGUUUGACUAAACAGCAAUUUGAUGACUAUCUUCAAGCCACGAUUGAAAGUGAAAAAGACUUUGAAGAACUGGAAGAGCAAUUAUUAUCGGCUUUGACCGAGUUUUUUGUUUAUUAUUAUACUGAAACUGGCUACUUUGAAAAUAAGGGAACCAAAAACAAAGAGGCUUUACAAAAAUAUGUUGCUAAAUACCGAACUGAAAUUGAUUUAAAAGUUUAUAAAAACAGCAAGGAUUUAUUAAACAAAAAAAUAGAAGUCGUGUUAGCGACCAAAAAUAUAGCCGACAAUGUUGGAAAAGGAGAAGUCCAAAGCAAAGGAAUUGACAAUUACUUUUCAGAAUUAAAAGGAAAAUUGGCAGAUUUAGGCGAUUCAGAACAACAAAAAGCAUAUUUUGAUAAUUUAUUAAGCGAGAUUAAACCUGAUUCAGAAGUUAAUGUAGAAGUUAGUUUGCGUUAUAAUGAUAUUAAGAAAAAAGUUAAUGAAUUACUUGGAGAAAAAUUAACGGGCAAAUUAACCUUUCAAGCCCAAGAAAUUAAAUUCAUUCUCCCCAGUUCUCCCAAAAUGUUAAUUAAUCGGCAAAUUGAGAUUAAAUUAAAGAGCAAUAGCUUAGCAAGCGAAGGAUUUACUUUAAAAGAAACGGGACAACGCCUGCUUCGCUUGCGGUUAGGGAACCAAAAGGACGAAAACAUUUACAAAUUUUUACAAAAAGAACUAACUGAUAAAAUUGAUGUUAAAAUAACUUUAAAUAUCCUUGAUUCCCACAAAAUUGAUUACCGAGAAGAAGCCGGAGCCAAAAAUAGACCAACCACUUUACAAGCCGUAAUAGACAAAGGCAAACAAAUCCGCCAAGAAAAAGGCGACCCGUUAGCCGGAAUUGACUUAAAAGGGGCUGAAUACAAUAAAUUAACCACUGGUGCCUUUGGACAAAACACCAACGCCGUUAACGAACUCAAAGAAAUUAAAGGAAAAAUGGCAAGAUUUAGCCAAGCCGACGAAAAACACCCUAAACAUUACCGCGUAUUAGAAGCCGGCAAGGAUGGCAAUUGUUAUUUAAACUCUAUGGCUAACCUUUUAACUGGCGAAAAAAGCCGGGAAAAAGAAGUAGCAAUUAAGUUGCGAGUUAGAUUAAUUCUUGAAUUAAUGACUAACCAAGACAUUAUGGAGCAUAUUUAUCCUUUGAAUGAAAUCAGCAGUUUUAAUGUUAGUGAUGGAGAAAUCAAAUUAACCAGAAAUAAAGCUUACAUGUCGAACGAUGAUGUGAAAUAUUUUGUUCCUUUCUUAAAAAGACCAAUUACCAUAAUUUAUCCUGCCGAGGGUGCUGCUUUAAACAACCAAGAUGCCCAGGAGACGGGUGAAUUUAAAGGCUUUUCUCGCACCACUCAACCUUUUUUGGAGGAAUUAAACCCUAAAUUAACUGAACAAAAGGCAAUUCGAAUUUAUUUUUCUAGCGAUAUUUGUGAUGCCGGGAACAUCGGAACACCUGAUGGCAUUCGGGUGGAUAAUGGCGAAAUUCAUUUAGACGAAGCUAACGUGGAAGACGUUAUUUUGGUCAAAGGCUCAGCAAUAAGUCCUCAUUCUUCACCUCUUAAGUUAAAUUCUAUCAAUAUUGUACGGAAGUUUGCCAAGAUUAGGAUUUCCACUUCCGAUAAACAAACCCAAACUGAUUUAACCAGCCAACAAAUAGCAGAAUUAAUGGAAUUCAAAGCCCAAAUUCAAGCAAUUGCUAAAAAAGAUUAA